UUACCGCUGUUUGCCGUCAGAACUAACUGAUAGCAUAACAUGUUCUGCUUUGUGCGAAUAUUCGCCACGUUAUAGAACAAAAUUUAAAGAAAGAAUGUCGAUAAACUUCUAAUCAACGUAAAAAAUUCAAACUAUAUUAUCUAUUAAUGAUCAUAAUGAUCCCCGAAGCAUUAUGGACGUAUCUCUUCGUAUUUGCAGGGGCAUUAUUAACUGUAGCAAUAGCUAUGGUUUACUUACUGUGCAAGUACACUGAAGCAUAUCCUAAAGUUCAUCGCUAUGAUGAAGAAAAAUAUUUUACUAAUCCCAAUACUGGAAAAAAAGUUGCAUUUCCAUCAAUUGAUGAAAACUGGAGUGUUAAUAUUAGUGUUAUUGUGCCUGCUUAUAACGAGGAGACCAGAUUACCUCCAAUGCUUGAUGAUUGUCUCAAAUAUUUAGAGGAAAAAUCAAGGUCUGGUGUAUCUUAUGAAAUCAUAAUAGUUAGUGAUGGAAGUACUGAUAAGACUGUUGAAGUUGCUGAAUCUUAUGCUAAAAAAUACAAUACUAUUAGGGUUUUAGCUUUAACAAAGAAUCGAGGAAAAGGUGGUGCUGUGAGGUUGGGUAUGCUAAGUGCAAGAGGAAGUGUGAUGCUUUUUGCAGAUGCUGAUGGUGCAACAACAUUUAAUGACUUGGAUAAAUUAAAUGAGAGUCUAAGGAGUAUUUUAGGAUUUGAUUACAUCAAUUCUCCUGGAAAAACUGCUGAAUCUCAUGCUAUUGUUUGUGGAUCAAGAGCUCAUCUAGAAGAAGAAGAAAAAGCUAAAAGAUCUCUUUUCAGAUUAUUUUUAAUGUAUGGAUUCCACUUUUUAGUAUGGUUGCUUUGUGUACGCAGUGUACAUGAUACACAAUGUGGUUUCAAACUUUUGACUCGUGCUUCAGCAAGACUUGUGUUCGCAGCAUUACACGUCGAACGCUGGGCUUUUGAUGUUGAAAUGCUCUACAUAGCAGAAGUUCUAAAUUUGCCUAUCACUGAAGUUGCUGUUGAAUGGCAAGAAAUAGAUGGAAGUAAAAUUGUACCUGUCUGGAGCUGGUUGCAAAUGGGUAGAGAUCUGGGUUUGAUAUCUCUAAGGUACAAAUUAGGAGCUUGGAAGAUAGCUAAACCAAAAGUCAAUUGAAAAAAAAAACAAGAUUUCUUCUAAAAGUCAAGAACCUUAGAUGACUCUUUUAUGAAAAUAAUGAGCUGAAAACCCCAGAUGAAAAACCCAAUUCCCCAGUUCUGUAAAGAGUCAACUUCAGUGUCAGAAGUUGUGGAUUUUGAUGAAUUUAGAUUGUGCUAUGAGUGUUGUAUGCAUUUUUAUAAAUUAUAUUUAUAAUAUUUGUAAUGUUGUUUACAAUAGCUAAUUUUUCAGAGAAAAAUUAUGAAGUUGUGUGUACUAUGUACAAUCAUUUGACAAUAUAUUUUGUAUUAUAUUUUUCAAUCAUAAAAUGUUUCCCUUUAUACAUUUUUAU
This is a messenger RNA of Trichogramma pretiosum, 1482 nucleotides long. It is a transcript of the gene wol, whose product is annotated as dolichyl-phosphate beta-glucosyltransferase. The transcript is spliced from 5 exons. The record is from RefSeq and is a predicted model, not a curated record. Gene Ontology annotation, cellular component: endoplasmic reticulum membrane. The coding region runs from base 147 to 1148 and encodes 333 amino acids. Lineage: Eukaryota; Metazoa; Arthropoda; Insecta; Hymenoptera; Trichogrammatidae.